AGAACUGAGCUAUUCCAAGAUCUUGCACCCUUAUUAUGGAAUUCCUUCGGCACUAUCACCAUACUUUUGCAGGAAAUAAUCUCAAUAUUUCCUAAUAUUUCAUUGCAAAAUCUUACUCCUGCACAAUCAACUCGAGUGUGCAAUGUUAUUGCACUACUUCAGUGUGUGGCAUCUCACUCUGAUACAAAGAUGUUAUUUAUCAAUGCCAACAUACCUUUGUAUUUGUAUCCCUUACUUCAAACAACAGACAAGUUGCCACAAUUUGAACAUUUGAGGCUUGCUAGUCUUGGGGUCAUUGGUGCAUUGGUGAAGGUUAGCACUAAAGAAGUGAUAACUUUCCUUCUUUCAAGCGAGAUAAUUCCCUUGUGCUUGUGUAAUAUGGAAAUUGGAAAAGAAGUUUCAAAAACGGUAGCAACAUUUAUAAUUCAAAAAAUUCUGGCAGAUGAUGAUGGUUUGGCUUAUAUUUGCGCUACAGCAAAACGAUUUUUUGCCAUAAAUCGAGUUUUGGACAUGAUGUUGAAAAGUUUUGAGAAACAAAUUUCACCUCGUCUUUUGAAGCUUAUAAUUUCAUGUUAUUCUCGUUUAUCAGAUAAUCACAGGGCUGGCAUUGUACUAAUGAGAAGUCUUCCAAAUAUGCUCACAAAUGGAACUUUCAAUAAUUACCUUCGUGAAGAUCCAACAACUUUGAGGUUGCUGGAGCAUCUGUAUAAAAAUCUAGGGAUGAACCAAGUUCCAUUAGUAUCAGAUGAAUGA
Molecule: messenger RNA, 753 nt
Organism: Vicia faba (fava bean)
Lineage: Eukaryota; Viridiplantae; Streptophyta; Magnoliopsida; Fabales; Fabaceae
Source: the annotation of a GenBank genome assembly